Messenger RNA from Spinacia oleracea (spinach), 3536 nucleotides. RefSeq names its product receptor protein-tyrosine kinase CEPR2. The coding region runs from base 376 to 3288 and encodes 970 amino acids. Lineage: Eukaryota; Viridiplantae; Streptophyta; Magnoliopsida; Caryophyllales; Amaranthaceae. Gene Ontology annotation, molecular function: ATP binding; protein kinase activity; receptor serine/threonine kinase binding. The record is from RefSeq and is a predicted model, not a curated record. The transcript has 4 exons. Gene Ontology annotation, biological process: protein phosphorylation.
GUUAUCCCAUUUUACCACUUUCCAUAACCCCACUCUUUCUUAUAUCAUCUUCUUCCUCCCUUCCUUCCUCAUUUUAUCACAACCUAAAAGUCUAAAACCCAUUUUACUAUUACAUUCAAUUAUUCUAACCUUUCUUGAUCCUACAUUGAAGCUUCAGAACAAGCGAGUAGCACUUAGGAAAACAGAGAGAGUAUUUACUGUAGAACUAACAAAAUUCUUCACUGCCCGUUCAAUAAUAUUGAGUCAACUCAAUAUACAAAGCUCUCGCUAUUUAGCGCAUGGGAAGAUCCAAAUGUACUCAUGAAGUUGGUUAUGGACUCCUAUAUCAUUCUUGUUGAAUAGCCUUCUAGCCCUUUUAUUGUCUUACCCACAAAAAUGGCAACCACCCUAAAUCAAUUUAUCCUUCUCAUGCUCCUCAUUUGUUCCUAUUUCCCGCCAAAUUUUGCAUCACCAACGGUCGAAAAAGCUGUUCUUCUUGAAUUCAAAUCCCACCUAAAAGACACAUCAAACUACCUUGCAUCUUGGACUGCUUCCAAUUCUCCUUGUGAUUUUUCUGGAGUGUCUUGUGAUCCACAAACUGGGAGUGUGAAUGGGAUUCAUCUAGAUAAUGCUUCAUUAGCAGGCGAGAUUUCGCCUUCUUUGUGUAGGCUACAAGGACUUAAAUUUCUUGUUCUACCAUCAAACUCCAUUUCUGGGAAUAUUCCACCACAGUUGAGCCAAUGCCGAAAUCUCAAGGUUCUGAACCUCACCAUCAACAAGUUGGUUGGAAGAAUUCCUGAUCUUUCUGGUCUAAGUAACUUGGAGGUGCUGGAUUUUUCAGGUAACUUUUUAACAGGACAAUUUCCCGCUUGGGUUGGCAGUCUGAGAAGAUUAGUCUCUUUGGGUCUGGCAAAUAAUGUUUUCAAUGAAGGGAGAAUCCCGGAAAGUGUAGGCAAUCUGAAGAACCUGACUUGGUUGUUCUUAUCCAACUGCAAGAGGGUAGGAGAAAUUCCGGAAUCAAUAUAUGGUUUGAAAGAUCUUGAAACAUUUGAUCUAUCAAGAAAUAGGAUUUCUGGGAUAUUGUCUAAAUCAAUCUCUGGAUUGCGAAAACUGAGAAAGAUCGAGCUUUUUGCUAACAAUUUGACAGGAGAACUCCCUUCAGAGUUGGCAAACCUGACUCUUCUGCAGGAAUUUGAUAUAUCAGCUAAUCAUUUCUCUGGGAAGUUGCCUCCUGGGAUGGCAAAUAUGAAGAAUCUGACAGUGUUUCAGCUUUAUGAGAAUGAGUUUACAGGGGAAAUUCCUCGCGGUUUUGAAGAUUUACGCAAUCUCGUAGGUUUCUCGAUUUACAGGAACAGAUUUACAGGGGAAUUUCCAAUAAAUUUUGGUAGAUUCUCUCCAUUGAUUAGCAUAGACAUUUCAGAAAAUAACUUCACUGGUCCAUUUCCGAGGUACUUGUGUGAAAGCCGAAACCUGCAGUUCUUGCUUGCUCUAGAAAAUGGGUUUAAUGGAGAAUUCCCUGCUUCCUAUGCUGAAUGUAAAUCACUUGUGAGGUUCAGAAUCAACCAGAACCGUUUAUCAGGGAAACUUCCAAGUGGUAUAUGGUCAAUGCCAAAUGUAGACAUAAUGGAUUUCAGUGAUAAUGAUUUUUCAGGUCAGAUGUCUCCUGAAAUAGGGAAUUCAGCUUCCAUGAGUCAGUUAAUGUUGGAGAACAACAGGUUUUCUGGUGUUCUUCCAUCAGAACUUGGAAAACUAGCUCAACUAGAGAGACUUUAUUUGAGUAAUAACUCAUUUUCUGGUGUGAUUCCCCCUCAACUCGGAUCCUUAAAGCAGUUAUCAUCCUUACAAUUGCAAGGAAAUUCUCUUACUGGCUCAAUUCCACAUGAGCUAGGUGAGUGUACGAGGCUUGCUGAUUUCAAUAUUGCCGGGAAUUUGAUAGAUGGUAACAUUCCUACUACACUUGCUCAAAUGACAUCAUUGAACUCUCUAAAUCUUUCAAGAAAUAGGCUUAAGGGUUCAAUUCCAAGCAGUCUUGGAAAGUUGAAAUUGAGUUUGAUCGAUGUAUCAGACAACGAGCUAUCAGGAAGUAUUCCUCCCGAUUUGUUAGAUAUUGGAAGCAAUGAUUCCUUUCGCGGGAACAAGGGCCUGUGUGCUGACAAGAACACAAAAGUGUUUGUAAAUUAUGGUAUAGGAGUGUGCACUGGUGAACAAACACACAAGAAAGAGUUGUUGUCGAAUAAACUAAUAGCGACUUUUGCUGUUUUGUCUCUCCUUAUUCUGAUCUUAUCCACUCUGUUGCUCAUAAACUACAGACACUACAAGGUUAAUAAUUCAAACACUUGCUCUGAAAAUGAUCAAAAAUGGAAAGUUGAAUCUUUUCACCAUUUGGAGUUUGAUGCAGAUGAAAUCUGUAACUUAGAGGAAGAACAUUUGAUUGGAAAUGGAGGUGCAGGAAAGGUUUACCGAUUGGAGCUGAAGAAGAAGAAUGGUGGAACAGUUGCUGUAAAGCAACUAUGGAAGGGGACUUCUCUGAAAGUAAUAUCAGCAGAGAUGAACAUAUUGGGAAAUAUUAGACACAGGAAUAUAUUAAAGCUGUAUGCUUGUUUACUCAGAGGAAACACUGCUUUUCUAGUGUUUGAGUACAUGGAAAAGGGUAACUUGUUUCAAGCUCUUCGCCGGGAAAUCAAGGAUGGGAAACCAGAACUAGAUUGGAAUAAGCGAUACAACAUUGCUUUAGGAGUUGCAAAGGGUAUUUGUUAUCUGCAUCAUGAUUGUUCACCUCCUAUUAUUCACAGAGACAUAAAAUCAACCAAUAUUUUACUUGAUCAGGAUUAUGAGCCAAAGAUUGCAGAUUUUGGUAUAGCUAAAGCUACUUGUGAUUCUUCCCAGGUGUCUGAGUUUAGCUGUUUUGCUGGUACUCAUGGUUAUCUUGCUCCUGAGCUAGCGUAUACAUGCAAGAUCACAGAAAGGAGCGAUGUAUACAGUUUCGGGGUGGUACUUCUUGAAUUGCUGACAGGAAAAGGACCAAUUGAGGAGCUGUACAAAGGAAGGGACAUUGUUGAUUGGGUUAUAAGUGGCUUAAAUGACAAGAAAACUGACCAGAUUGAUCGUGUUCUGGACUCUAAGAUAGUAUCAGAGUACACCAAAUAUGAAAUGAUGAAAGUCUUGAAGAUUGCCACUCUAUGCACUACAAAGCUUCCAUCUCUCCGUCCUACAAUGAGAGAUGUAGUGAAGAUGCUCAUCGAUGUUGAUCCUUGUGCUUACAGGUCUUUUGAUGAUUACACAGAAAAAUCACAGAAGGCUUUGUUUUAGUACUUCUAAUCUCUCUUUGUCAACUCAGUUUUAAGGAACUUUAUUGUGUAAUUUCGUUGUAUUCAUAGGUGAGGUCAAAUUACUCGAGAAAUCAAUUUUUAUACUACUAGAGAUGCCAAAUUAGUAUCUAGUCAUGUAAUUUAUUUAUCACUGAUUCACUGCAGCUCUACUAUGGUGAAGCGAAAACUGUACUGGUCUUCAAUCAGUAGACUGCAUUACAUAUACAAUCUAUAUCUUUUUUUGUUGUA